UCAUGAAUUUCUUUCCAUUCCAUUCUUGGUAUUCUUCAACGGGCCAUAAUCCAGUGUGGACGGAUCGGAGGCACAACCUGACUACAAGAAGGCAAAUAUGACCACUCUACAGUCACCACGUUGUUUGAUUUCUCAUAUUACCUCCUUUAAAAAACACCUUACGCCGUCGUUCAGGAAGGCACUUCCCUCUUCACUCCAUUUGCAUAUUCGCCGCCACUCGACUCCCAUGGCCUCUACCGACGCGACAGAGGUUUCGGCCACCGAGAACUCGGAAACAACUUCCGACGUGCUAGUACAGUACGUAGUGCUCCGACGAGAUCUGAUAGACUCGUGGCCGCUAGGGAGCGUUGUAACACAGGGCUGCCAUGCCUCCGUCGCAGCCAUCUGGUCACACAAAGAUGAUCCUCACACCAUCGACUACUGCAGUCCCACCAAUCUCGAUUCAAUGCAUAAGGUAACGCUUGAGGUGAAAGGAGAAGUCCAGUUAAAGAACUUGUCUGAGAAGCUUAAAAGCAACGACAUUGCUCAUAAGCUAUGGAUUGAACAACCGGAGAACACUCCUACAUGUCUUGCUUGUAAACCCUACCCCAAAUCAGUUGUUUCCUUGUUCUUCAAAAAGCUGAAACUCUGUAAGUGAUAGGAUUUCAUGGUGCCAAAUAUCUAAUGAUAAAUUUUGUCUUUGUUCCUUUCAUUAGUUACCUUUUAUGUUAUGUACCAUAACACCCUAAUUGGACAAAAAUUACAUUUGUGUA
Molecule: messenger RNA, 752 nt
Organism: Lactuca sativa (garden lettuce)
Lineage: Eukaryota; Viridiplantae; Streptophyta; Magnoliopsida; Asterales; Asteraceae
Product: Peptidyl-tRNA hydrolase II (PTH2) family protein
Molecular function (GO): peptidyl-tRNA hydrolase activity
Source: RefSeq, a predicted model, not a curated record